GUAAAUUUUACAAAGCAUAGCCUUAAAAUCCACAAACACAUCGAGUCAUCGUUUCAUUUACAGGCUUCACUUUCCUUUUCUCCUUCUCCCUCCAUUUUCAGUCCUCAAGAGGAAGCUUCUGCUCUUUCCAUCUUCCAAAUCGGAGAUGCACGCCAAAACCGACUCCGAGGUGACGAGCCUCGCGGCGUCGUCACCGGCCAGAUCUCCACGCCGGCCAGUCUACUACGUCCAAUCGCCGUCACGCGACUCGCACGACGGAGAGAAAACGGCGACAUCGUUCCACUCAACUCCGGUACUGAGUCCGAUGGGAUCUCCGCCGCAUUCUCAAUCCUCCAUGGGCCGUCACUCACGAGAAUCCUCCUCCACCCGAUUCUCCGGUUCCCUGAAGCCUGGGUCUCGGAAAGUCAACCCUAACGAUGGCUCGAAGCGGAAAGGUCACGGCGGAGAGAAGCAGUGGAAAGAGUGUGCGGUGAUUGAGGAAGAAGGUCUGUUAGAUGACGGCGAGAGAGACGGUGGUGUUCCUCGCCGUUGCUAUGUCUUAGCCUUCAUCGUUGGAUUCUUCGUACUCUUUGGUUUCUUCUCUCUAAUUCUCUAUGGAGCUGCUAAACCUCAGAAACCAAAAAUCACAGUCAAGAGUAUAACAUUCGAGACACUCAAGAUCCAAGCAGGUCAAGAUGCUGGUGGAGUAGGAACCGAUAUGAUCACCAUGAACGCGACUCUGAGAAUGUUGUAUCGAAACACAGGAACUUUCUUUGGCGUUCAUGUAACUUCAACUCCCAUCGAUCUCAGCUUCUCUCAGAUGAAAAUCGGCUCUGGAUCCAUUAAGAAGUUUUAUCAGUCGAGGAAGAGCCAAAGAACGGUGUUGGUACAUGUGAUCGGAGAGAAGAUUCCGUUAUAUGGAAGUGGUUCGACUUUAAUCCCGCCGGCGCCUCCAGCUCCUCUUCCGAAACCUAAGAAGAAGAAAGGAGCUCCGGUCGUUAUUCCUCUGCCGCCGGCACCUCCUGCGCCCGUGCCAAUGAAGCUCAGGUUCGUCGUCCGGUCACGAGCUUACGUGUUGGGGAGGUUAGUGCAGCCUAAGUUUCUCAAGAAAAUCGAGUGUAACAUCAACUUCGAACACAAGAAUCUCAAUAAGCAUAUAGCCAUCACCAAGAACUGCACCGUAACUACUGUCUGAAGAGGAGUAAAAAACAAGGAAACACGUUUAGUGGAGCUAAAACGAUGUCGUAUAGGGUAAUUUGAUUUACAGCUCAACGGGCAGCAUUUUGAGUUGUCGGGGCAUCGCGUCGUGGGUGCCCGAAUUAGAGAAGCUUCGUCGGUGGCUUUAUUUACUUGAGUGGUUGGGUUUACUUGUCUGUGGAGAAUAUAUAUAAUUUUAUAUUGUAUCAUCGCACUGAGUCUGAACACGAGGAAUCGCAUUUUAUUUAUUUGUUUUUUUAAUCUUUUUUUAAUAAGUAUGUUAAUUUAUUUGUUUUGAUGAUUAAUAUCAACAAGGACGAUACACGAGGAAUCGCAAUCUGUUUACUCUAGUUUUUGUGUAUUUAAUAAGUCUUGCAUUUUAAUCAUUAAUUGGGAAUUAUGACAUUGUUUUGGGAUUACUUUGA
This is a messenger RNA of Thlaspi arvense, 1601 nucleotides long. The record is from the annotation of a GenBank genome assembly. Lineage: Eukaryota; Viridiplantae; Streptophyta; Magnoliopsida; Brassicales; Brassicaceae.